Molecule: messenger RNA, 957 nt
Organism: Diuraphis noxia (Russian wheat aphid)
Lineage: Eukaryota; Metazoa; Arthropoda; Insecta; Hemiptera; Aphididae
Source: RefSeq, a predicted model, not a curated record
AUGGGACUCAACUUCGUGCAGUGCAACCUCAACCAUUGUCGCGUGGCCCAAGAUCUCGUCGCGCAAUUCAUGGUUGAAGGAAGAGUCGACGUCGCCCUGAUCAGCGAUCCCUACAAGGUGGAUUCCGCAUCCAGCGCCUGGCACGCGAGCGCCGGACAACGGAAGGCGGCCAUCUACGUCGCGAACACGGGAGUUACCGUGGCCAACGUUAUCAGCGACCCCGAGUUCGUCUCAGCUCGGCUUAACGGCGUCCAGGUGUACAGCUGCUACGCGUCACCCAACAGGCCCAUCGAAGACUUCCAGGACCUGCUCCGCCGUCUCGAAGACAGCAUCAGGACCGUUCAACAGGAAGUCCCCGUCCUCGUCACCGGGGAUCUCAAUGCGAGAUCUGCUGCGUGGGGUGACUGGGUUGACAACAGGAGAGGUGAAGAACUGGAGCUGCUGAUCGAGUCCCUCGGUCUGGUCAUCGCGAACGCGGGCUCAACUCCAACCUUCUCAAGAGGCGCUAGAUCCAUCGUCGACGUCACCCUAGCCUGCGACACCCUGGCAGCCCGGAUCACAGACUGGAGGGUACUGGAGUCGGUGUUCAACAACAGCGACCACCAUUACAUCAGGUUCUCCCUGACUCCCGGACGCGAUCAAGUCAGAGCCACUCCCGCGACAACCAUCGCCCCACGCGCCUGGAACACCGCGGGUGGUGUCGCCAACGACACCUUCCUCGCCGGACUGAUUCUGGCUGAGUGGCUAGAGCAAGGCGACCUCCAGGACUGGCAAGACACUGAACGCGGGGCUUCCGCGCUUCGGUCGAGGCUCACAGCCGCUUGCGACUUUGCCUUUCCCACCCGUCGGACGACUAACCCGAGGAAGCCCCCCGUUCACUGGUGGAACGCGGACAUCGAGGCUCUCCGCGUCGAAUGCACCAUGGCCAAACGCCGGAUGACGAGGAUGACCUCGUAA